AUGCCACUAAAGGACAAACUGGAAUUGGUAAACACAAAAAAGGUGUGUAGCAACUGCUUCAGGAGCGAUCACUUUGCACGUCGCUGCCAGUCGAAAUACAGCUGCAGAGUAUGCAACAAACGUCACCACACAUUGGUACAUCCUGGAUUUGCGCCUUCAUCCCACAGCCAGCAGGUGAAUUCGAAUUCUUCGCCCAAUGAAAAUUCAUUCAGUGUGAUUCCAACAAAUUGUUCGGUUGCCAUGUUUCCAUGUGAAAACUUUGAAGUGCCUAUGUUUCAAGUGAAUGCUGCUACACGGAAUGCCACCGUAUUUCUCUCCACUGUGGUUGUUAUUGUGGUGGAUACUUUUGGCAAGGAGCAUCUUGCACGGGCUUUGUUAGAUUGUGCAUCACAAGCCAAUUUAAUGAGCGAGAAACUACGUCAAACCCUGCGCCUGGCGGGGAAGAAGGUCAACAUAGAAAUCUGCGGUGUUGAUAAAGCUGCUACGCGUGUGAAGCAUUCUGUUACCACGGAUGUGCGCUCUCGAGUACAUGAGGUGUCAUUGUCAAUCGAUUUUUUGGUGGUGAACAAGGUAACAAGAAAUCUCCCGUCUGCAACUGUUUCCAUCGAUCAUUGGGAAAUUCCGAGGAAUCUGGAAUUGGCUGAUCCUGAUUUUAAUCGAAGUUGCGAAGUUGACAUAAUAAUAGGAGCGGAACACUACUAUAAAUUUUUAAAGAAUGGACGAAUUAAUCUUGGGGAUAAACUACCAUCGCUUAUCGAAAGUGAUUUUGGUUGGGUAGUUUCUGGCAUGGCGGACAUCGACACAUCUAAUCCGAGUGUCAUCUGCUCUGCUACAACCAUGGAAUCCCUAGAUGAAAAACUGGAACGAUUUUGGCUAAUCGAAGACGUUCAUAGCCCUCGACCAUCACGAAAUAAUCAACAGUGUGAGGAAUUUUAUCAAACUUCAACUAUCCGGAACAGUGAAGGACGCUAUAUCGUCCGUUAUCCGAAGUACGUGGAAUUUCAACAAAUGUUUGGUGAGUCUAAAUUCAGUGCUCUUCGACGUUUCGAGUCACUAGAAAGGAAAUUGGAGAAAAAUCCCGAUCUGCGUUUGCAGUAUAAUGCUUUCAUGCAGGAGUACAUAUCGUUAGGGCAUAUGCAAGCAGUUGAAGAGACGGUUGAUGACGCUAGAGCUACUUGUUAUUUGCCACACCACCCUGUUUUCAACGAUAAAAGCAGCACUACAAAGGUCCGUGUUGUUUUCGAUGGUUCGGCAAAAAUGAGCAGUGGACACUCCUUGAAUGAUACCCUCCUCGUUAGCCCAGUAAUUCAGGAUGAGCUCUUAGAUAUUAUACUUCGAUUCCGGAAAUAUCCCGUGGCGUUGGUGGCGGACAUCGAGAAGAUGUACCGCCAAAUACUCAUUUCACCUGACGAACGCUGUUUGCAACGUAUCCUUUGGCGCAUCGAUUCUUCUGAACCUGUUAGGACAUACGAAUUAAGCACAGUUACAUAUGGUAUUUCAUCAUCUUCGUUUUUGGCAACCAGAACGCUACAUCAGCUGGCCGAGGAUGAGGGAAAGGAGUACCCCCUCGGUAGCCUCGCAAUUUGUAAUGAUUUCUACGUGGAUGACUUCAUUCGAGGAGAGGAUUCGGUAGAACGGGCGAUUCAACUACGUCACGAGUUGGAUGAAAUCAUGACAAAGGGAGGAUUUCGCUUGCGUAAAUGGUGUUCGAAUUCAACUGAUGUUUUAGCCGGUCUACCCGCAGAACUACUUGCAACACAAGCGCUGUUGAAAUUCGAUCCUGAAAAAAACGAUUAA
This is a messenger RNA of Toxorhynchites rutilus septentrionalis, 1797 nucleotides long. RefSeq lists its product as uncharacterized. The coding region runs from base 1 to 1797 and encodes 598 amino acids. The transcript has a single exon. NCBI's taxonomy places the organism in Eukaryota, Metazoa, Arthropoda, Insecta, Diptera, Culicidae. The record is from RefSeq and is a predicted model, not a curated record.